Quercus lobata is the source of this 1089-nucleotide messenger RNA. Its product is annotated as non-functional pseudokinase ZED1-like. Gene Ontology annotation, biological process: cell surface receptor signaling pathway; protein phosphorylation. Gene Ontology annotation, molecular function: ATP binding; protein serine/threonine kinase activity. Lineage: Eukaryota; Viridiplantae; Streptophyta; Magnoliopsida; Fagales; Fagaceae. The coding region runs from base 2 to 973 and encodes 323 amino acids. The transcript has a single exon. The record is from RefSeq and is a predicted model, not a curated record. Gene Ontology annotation, cellular component: plasma membrane.
AAUGAGUAAGAAAGGCGAAGAAGGAAAGGAAAAAGAAAGAGCAUUCCUUGAGAAUGGAAGCAAGGUACUGGCGAAGCUAAUUGUCUCUUGCAAUGGGAAGCCUAUUCCCAUCUGGAGCUUCACAGUUCAACAGCUCCACCAAGCAACCAAUAACUAUCAUAAUCAUCUGGGGACGUAUUGGUUCAAGGGUUCUCUUGAAGGACGACUUGUUCUCGUUAAGCGAUUUCUUGACUCAAAAUUUUUGGCCGAUUUUGUAAUCAAUGAUUUAGUAAUCUCUGCACAGAUGAGUGCUCACGCUAAUGUAUUAAAACUCAUGGGGUGUUGUCUCGAGACUACAUCUCCCAUUUUAGUGUAUGAAUUUGCUGCCAAUGGCCUUCUUGCAGAUCAAAUUUAUUCCUCUCAUGUUAUUGAACGACAACAUCAACUCAUGGCAUGGGAAAGAAAGUUAAAAAUUGCAAGGCAGAUUGCUUAUGCAAUUUCCUAUCUCCAUAUUGGGUUCUCAAGACCUGUCAUCCACAUGGCUAUAGAUAUGGAAAGUAUCUUAUUAGAUGAAAAUGACGUUCCCAAAUUGUCCAACUUUUUGGUUUCCGUUUCAAUUCCUGAGGGUGAAACUGAGGUAGAAGCUACUGGCGACUUCUGGUCUUCGAAGUUCAAAACCCCCGAGAUUGAAGCAACAGGUAAGGCAACGGAGAAAACGGAUGUGUAUCACUUCAGUGAGUUUCUUCUAGAACUUUUAACUGGAGAGGAACUUUAUAUUGACAAAGAUUCUAGCUUAAAAGCAUACAUCCAUAACCAUGCUCAAGGUCGAUGCAUAAGCAAGAUUAUGGAUCCUACAAUUUUGGCAGAGCAGCAAUUACAAGCUGUGCUGGACCUCACCUUGAGAUGUACAGAGGAGGAUCCACAGAGAAGGGCAACUAUGGUAGAUGUCACCAAAGAACUAAGGCGGAUUGAGAGGUUUGUGCCAUAUGAUUAACUGUUUUCUCACAUGGUUCAUCUAAGUUCCUUUCCAACCAUCAUUUGCUAGAUAUGUAGUUAUUACCAUAAAUUAACUAAUGUGAAAUGCUACAAAGAUAGAAACAAAAUUUUAUU